ACACCCCCGCUCCUCCGCCAGCCAGGACCCCUGCCCAGAGGAGGACGAGGAGGAAGAGGACUGGUUCCACCUGUCCUCUUCCUCCCUGGGCCCCCAGCCCCCCCCUGCUCCUCAGGGAGCAGCAGCCAUGAGGAGCAGGAGGAGCAGCAGGAGGAGAGAGGUAGACUUAGAACCAGGCUGUUCUCCACCUUGAACAACGUCAAGUACGGCUGGUGGUUCAGGUCCAUGUCUCGCUUCAGCCAGAGCUCUCCUGUCAUCAUGCUGGGACAGUCCUACCUGCUGAGCACUGGAGCUGAGAGGAAGCGUUUCCACAGGGCCUUCUCCUCCCAGCUGUGGCUGACCUACAGGAGGGGGUUCCCUCCUCUCAGGAGGGGGUUCCACACACACACCUCCGACAGCGGCUGGGGGUGCAUGCUGCGCAGUGCUCAGAUGCUGCUAGCACAGGGGCUAAUGCUACAUCUGCUGGGUGCUCAGUCUGAGCCUGGAGAGAGCCCCUGCCCCAGCCCCGGCCCAGGUCCUGGCCUGGCCCAGCGUGUGGUGUCCUGGCUGGGGGACCAUCCUGGGGCUCCUCUGGGGCUCCACUUGCUGGUGAGGGCUGGUCAGGCGGCGGGGCGGAGGGCAGGGGACUGGUACGGACCUGGCCUCGCAGGACACAUUCUCCGUAAGGCUGUGGCAGCAUCAGUAGAGGUGGCUCCUCAUCUAGUGGUGUACGUAGCUCAGGACUGCACUGUGUACAAGGGUGAUGUGCUGAGCCUGGUUGAGGUGUGUGUGUCAGGUGACUCCCAGGGUGAAGUUCCUGUUGCUGCCAGCAGGGGGGUCCUCAUCUUGGUGCCUGUGAGGCUGGGGGGCCAUGCUCUCAACCCUGCCUACAUCAGCAGUGUCAAGGGUCUGCUGGGGUUACAGUGCUGUAUAGGAAUCAUGGGAGGCAAACCCAGACAUCUGUACUUUGUUGGCUACCAAGGUGAUAAGCUCCUGUAUCUGGACCCUCACUACUGCCAGCCUGCUGUAGACACCACCCAGCCUGGCUUCUCUCUGAAGUCGUUCCGCUGUAGUCAUCCGAUGAAGAUGUCCUUCUGUCGGAUGGACCCCAGCUGUACUGUAGGUUUCUACGCCAGGGGAGCGGAGAAUGUAGAGGCUGUCUGCUCAGCUGUCAACACGGUUCUCUCCUCCUUCACAGAGACAUAUCCAGUGUUUACCUUCGCUGAGGGCCAUGCCCAGGAGGAGGAUGAAGAGGGGGGCAGGGCCGUCCUAAACCACGCCCGUCUGAAUAGCACCAGCAGCAGAGACGAGUUUGUUCUGCUCUGAACACACUGGGGCCAGCACUCUCCUGCUCUGAACACACUGGGGCCAGCACUCUCCUGCUCUGAACACACUGGGGCCAGCACUCUCCUGCUCUGAACACACUGGGGCCAGCACUCUCCUGCUCUGAACACACUGGGGCCAGCACUCUCCUGCUCUGAACACACUGGGGCCAGCACUCUCCUGCUCUGAACACACUGGGGCCAGCACUCUCCUGCUCUGAACACACUGGGGCCAGCACUCUCCUGCUCUGAACACACUGGGGCCAGCACUCUCCUGCUCUGAACACACUGGGGCCAGCACUCUCCUGCUCUGAACACACUGGGGCCAGCACUCUCCUGCUCUGAACACACUGGGGCCAGCACUCUCCUGCUCUGAACACACUGGGGCCAGCACUCUCCUGCUCUGAACACACUGGGGCCAGCACUCUCCUGCUCUGAACACACUGGGGCCAGCACUCUCCUGCUCUGAACAC
This is a messenger RNA of Osmerus eperlanus (European smelt), 1774 nucleotides long. Its product is annotated as cysteine protease ATG4D-like. The record is from RefSeq and is a predicted model, not a curated record. Gene Ontology annotation, molecular function: protein-phosphatidylethanolamide deconjugating activity. NCBI's taxonomy places the organism in Eukaryota, Metazoa, Chordata, Actinopteri, Osmeriformes, Osmeridae.